This is a messenger RNA of Neospora caninum, 3702 nucleotides long. RefSeq lists its product as hypothetical. The record is from RefSeq and is a predicted model, not a curated record. The transcript is spliced from 3 exons. The coding region runs from base 1 to 3702 and encodes 1233 amino acids. Lineage: Eukaryota; Apicomplexa; Conoidasida; Eucoccidiorida; Sarcocystidae.
AUGAGCUCUGCGCCGUCGUCUUUCCGCGGACCUCUGGAGAAACAGAGUUCGGCGUGCGUCACCCCCUCCGCGGGCUUUGGGGAGCGGCGGUCGGACCUGGGCGUGGAGACCCUCGCGGUGCCGAUGGAGUCCAACGCGCCCGAAGGGGCGCGACGCAAACCAUUUUUCCUCGCCGGGAGUCCCGACCGCGCGUGUGCAGCCGAGGAGACGCCCCGUGCAUCCGAGGUUUCUUCGGGAGAGGUAGCGAUGUACGAAACACUGCAGGACGUGGUGUCGGACUUCUCCAAGGCUUUCCGCGUUUCUUGCCCGCACUUGCCGUGUCCUCCCGUCUCUCCCUUCCCCGACCCUUCCGCCAUAGCUGGAGAAUGUGGAACGGAGUCUGAGAGGCAGGAACAUCCCGUGCGCGCCGCCUCCACCUCUUCGGCUCCCCGACCGUCUGGAGUGUCGCUGCCUCGGGAAACGAGCAACGGAGACUGGUGUCCCCUCGAGAUUCCUUCUCUCUCCCCUGGACUCCACCCUGGUUCUCUCAGUAUGCGUCAGCACGCGUCUUCUCACGCAAAGUGUUCGAGAUUUGCCCCUGCUUCGCGUCUCCUUCCCCCAUCCGAUUCAGCCUGUGGGGACAGUUCCGCUGCGUCCGUGCAGCUCGAGAAGGAAGCCCCCGCCGUCUCUUUUCGUGGUCACGCGCAGGAUCCAACGGCGUCAGUCCGAGUCGAAGAGACGUGUGUGUCGUCUUACCUUGCUCCUCCCGAACCGCCGAAACGCCCCUCAGAUGACUCUCCAUCACCAGAGAGAAGACCUGAGGCAAACAGUCCCAUGUUUUCCUCUGCGUCUUCGCCUCCUUCCUCUGCGUCUUUGCCUCCUUCCUCUGCCUCCGCGGGUCUGCCUGUUCCUCGAAACCGAUGUCUGCGGUGUCUUCAAGAGCACUUUCUGUCUUGUCCGUCGUAUGGGUGGCGCCCCCGCAGCCCUUCUUCGCGUAUAUAUGCAGCUCGCGUGAAGUGUUUCGCGAUGCUUGACGCCCUCAAACGCCACGCACCUUCCUGGGCAGAAGACGAGUUGAUUCCCACGGCUUUCCACGGGCUCAUGUCGCCGUAUGCGUACCACUCGGCGCGCGUCUUUUGCUGCUCAGCUGCCGAUCUCUCAGCGUACAACGAAAUCUUUGGGCGCUGGCUGACCAAGGUCGCGUUCGCGUGGGGGGCGGAGCGCGUCCCCCGGGCGUCAGGCGCCGAGGACGAGGCGAAUCAGCCCGAAGCGCGAGGUGAGUCCUCGUGCGCCGCUUCGCUUGCCGAGGCGGCUUUCUCUCCAUGUGGCGAGGCAGUGAACAGCGAGCAAAGCGCGAAACCUAGAGAGAGUGGAAAGACCCCAAUCGAGUCGCCGUCCCGAGGCUCCGACUCGGCGCCGUGUGGUGAGGGAGGAGACGAAGGUCCGGGACGUGCGAGCCCGAAAAGUUCGCAAGGGCGACACACAAACGAAGCGAGAGAUGGGAGUCGGAACUCCGAGCACGAAGCUGACUCGGCGGCUCUGGGGCUGACGGCACGAAGCGAAGAGGAAGAAGUCAAGGAAGGUGUCGGGGGCCCGUGGGCUGGGCAAGACGCUGGGGAACCAAUCACCUUCGCAGAUCUCGCUCGGCAACUGGACGCUGAGCUCCCACCUUUUGAAGGUGAUGCACUGUGGACGCAGGAAAGAAUAGACGUACGAGACGGGGCAGACGAAAGGGAAACGGAGGACUCGCCGAAACGUCCUGAGCGAGAGGAAUCCGACAGGGGAGAAGUGGAAGGGGUGCGAGGCGAUGCGUCCCCGCGUUCCUGUCUCCUGGAGGGCGAAGAGGGAGAAGGGAGAGAAGAGGCGACUGGAGGGUGGAGUCUGUCGCAGUUCCAGCAGGCCGAAGUCCACUCGCGGCUUCUCCGCUUUGUUCGGCAGCAGUCGAAGAAAAGACAACCUGAGCCGGCAGGAAUGCGUCUCCAGAGAAUCCACAGCGCCCUCGUUGCGUUCCUCCGGAGGUACGACACAGACAAACCGUCGCCCAGCCUGCUGUACUCCCCGGACAGCGCUGGAGUUGGCUGUGCGGCUCUGGACGGCUCGGAGGGAAGGCGACCGCUGCCCGAACCGGCAGAGGAUGCGGGGGCGUGGAGCGAGACAGAAUCGAAAGGAGCAUCGAGACCUCCACGUUCGAGCAGCGACUCGCUCUUCUUCUUCGAGUCGUCCCAUCUCCAUUUCUCUGCUUUGCGGCCGGCGAUUCUGCGAACCUUUCUUCGGACGAGUCGCCUCAAGUUUCUCCAGCGGGAAGAAUCGCACCACGCUGGGCUGCCUGGGCAGCCGCUGUGUCUAAACAGUCGCCUGCUGCGCGCAUCCGGCUGGGGAAGGCUCACGUGUGGGGGCUUCCGGUCAGGCGCACUGGGGGGACGGGGCCUCGGCGAGGAAGGCAACUCUGAGGAGGCGCGAGGGAGCGACGAACGGAGCGAAGAAGGCGAACCGAAGAAGAGAAGAUCCCGCCUCAACCUCGCACGUGUGCUGCUGGAAGAGGAAGAAACGACAGCUGAAUCCGAGGGAGGCAGUCGGCAGGACGCCGGGGGAGAGGAAGGAAAGCGAAUGAGAGGCAGGAGCGGCCGAGGCGCACCAAGGGAUGACGAGAGGCAGGAGAGAGAGAGACCGAGGCAGAACCACGAUACGUGCAUCGAGUUCAGUCGCGCCUGGGAACAGAGCGUGGAUGACGUUCUGGACGCGCUCGACGAAUUGAGAAGUGAAGUCGAGGCAGCGCGUUCCGCGCUUCCCACGCCACCGCCAGCUGUCUCUCCAGGGGAUGCUCCAGAGGCCGGCGCAGAUUCCGAAAACCCUUGCAGCGCUUCGUUUUUCUCGGAAUCGUCGUCGGGUUCGGCGCCCGGUCUUGCUAGCCCGCACACUCACUCUCUGCCGCUUAUCUCUCCCACAGACAUUGCUCGGGCGUCAGGUCUGUUGGGACGCGACCAGUUCCAUUUCCCGUUUUCGUCGCCUGCCGUCCAGCUGCCGAAGCAGUUCAGCGUGGCGAAGAGGGACUCGCGGGUGGCUGUCGCUUGUCGCCGCGUUGCAUGCGGGAGCUCCGCGCGGCGCUCGCAGAUUACGGGGAAGCGGUUUUCAGACGAUUCUCGAGCAACCUCCUUCGACCUCGCUUCAGCUGUCCUCUUUGGAGACCCCGCAGUCAGUGGUCCCCUUCCCAAGAAGACUCGGCGGUCUUUCCAGGCUCCUGGCAGCGUCUCGCAGGCUCGGGAAGUGCGAGAAGGCCAGGGCGCGGGUUCCAGAGAGAGCGGCCUAGAGAGAGGAGGCAGCCUCGAAGAUCUCGCGUCAACCACACUGGUGGAAGAGGCCGUUGCUAGAAAAAAGGGAAGAGACGAGAGCAGGCACGCAAGUCCUGCAUGCGAGGUCGGGGCUACGCGAGGGCCCCCUGGAUCCUGGAGCCUCCAGGUGGGUUCCCAAUCGAGUCUACGGUCUUCCCGGCGCGUGUGCUUGCGCACGAGUGACGCGGACGGAGAGAGCGAGAGGCAAAUGUGCGUGGCUGAGGGAGGGGGGGCGAGUGUGGUGAGAGCAGAAGCGGGGCAGUUCUUGGAGGAAAAAAAGGAGAAACAGGACCACGAGGCUGCUGUGGCGUCUGGAGAAGAAGUGGCUGGCGUGAAUGGAACGCAUAGCGGGGCGGCUGAAAGCGAGACGUCGAAGUCUGCAGCGCGUGUUUAG